AUGGUCUCAGCCAUGCUUCUUACCGCCGGUUUGGCGGCUGGUGCUCUCGCCGCGCCCGCUACCAACGUCCCCGGCCACCGCAAGGCCGGCUUCACAGUCCCCCAGGUCCGUGCCGUCGGCCACGUCCGCCACGGUCCUACCCAGAUGGCCAAGACCCUCCUCAAGUUUGGCAAGACGGUCCCCGAUGAGCUCACGGCGACCAUCAAGGCUUGGAAGAUCUCGAGGCGGGAGGAGAUGAUGAAGCGCUCCCAGGGCAGCGCCAUCACCACCCCGGAGCAGUACGACACCGAGUAUCUGACCCCCGUGCAGAUCGGUACCCCUGCUCAGACCCUCAACCUCGACUUCGACUCCGGUUCGUCGGAUCUCUGGGUUUUUUCUUCUGAGACGGAGAGGUCCGAUGUUGCUGGCCAGGCCACUUACAACCCUGACUCGAGCAGCACCUCCAAGGAGCUCAGCGGUGCCUCUUGGGACAUCUCCUAUGGUGACGGCUCGUCCUCGUCUGGAAACGUCUUCACUGACGUCGUCAGCGUCGGCGGAGUCUCGUUCGACUCGCAGGCCGUCGAGACCGCUAAGAACGUCUCAACAUCCUUCACCUCAGACGCCAAUAAUGACGGUCUGCUGGGCCUGGCCUUCAGCACUCUGAACACCGUCACUCCGACCGCCCAGAAGACCUUUUUCGACAACAUCAAGGGCUCCCUGGACUCGAGCCUGUGGACCGUCGACUUGAAGUCCGACAAGCCCGGCACCUACAACUUCGGCUUCAUCGACGACACCCUGCACACCGGCGACAUCGCCUACACGGACGUCGACUCCAGCCAGGGCUUCUGGAUGUUCACUGCCGACAGCUACAGCGUCGGCAGCUCCUCCUCGGGUAACUCUACCACCGGCACUGGCUCCAGCACUGGCUCUGGUUCCUCCAGAGCUUCGGCUUCGGCUUCGUCCGCGGCUCCUUCCGCUACUUCGGGAUCCGGUGCCGGCCCCGGUGGCUUUGGCCCCGGUAGCGGUAGCAGCAGUGGCAACACCGGCAGCGGCAGAGGCGGCCAGCAAUCUGGAGGCUCCGGCUCCGGUUCUGGCGCCGAUUCCGACUCGAGCUCUGACUCGCUUCUCGACCUGCUGACUGGCCUCUUUGGCCGCUCGCCUGAGCCCAAGUCUCGCGCCUCGGGUUCCUCUUCCGCAGCUGCCACCACCCUGACCGGUAUUGCCGACACCGGCACCACCCUGGCCCUGCUGCCGCAGUCCGUCUGCGAGGAAUACUACGCGCAGGUCUCGGGAGCCUCGUACUCCAGCUCCAUCGGCGGCUACGUCUUCAGCUGCGAUGCCACGACGCCGUCUUUCAGCUACACCGUCGGUGAUGUCACCAUCGCCAUCCCCGGCGACUACAUCAACUACUCGCCCGUCGACAGCUCCGGCUCGAAGUGCUACGGCGGCAUCCAGCCCGACAGCGACAUCGGCUUCAGCAUCUUUGGCGACGUCGCCCUGAAGGCCGCGUUCGUCGUCUUCAAGGAUGAUGGCAACACGCCGCAGAUUGGUUUCGCUGCCAAGACUUUGUAA
Neoarthrinium moseri is the source of this 1551-nucleotide messenger RNA. RefSeq lists its product as uncharacterized. Gene Ontology annotation, molecular function: aspartic-type endopeptidase activity. The transcript has a single exon. The coding region runs from base 1 to 1551 and encodes 516 amino acids. Lineage: Eukaryota; Fungi; Ascomycota; Sordariomycetes; Amphisphaeriales; Apiosporaceae. Gene Ontology annotation, biological process: proteolysis. The record is from RefSeq and is a predicted model, not a curated record.